UUUUUUGUUAAAACAAAUGACGAUGGUCACGACGACGACGACAACAACAACAACAACAACGGCGACAAAUGGAACGAAUGUUGAAACAUUCGUUCAUCAAAUAAUACUUCUAUUUAUACGUUAUGGAAUCAUAUCCAUUAUUGUUUCAUUACUUUUGCUACGUUCAAUAAGGAUAAUUCAACGAUGGUUACGAUCAAGAUCAAUGAUUUGUAAAUUUUCGGGCAUAAAUGUUCCAUUUUGGAAAAUUCCAAUUGGAAACAUUGACAUGUUAUUCAUUGGAAGUUGGACAACAGAAACAAUUGUUGAUGAUUAUUUUAAAGUGAUGACGGGAAUGUCCAAACUUUUUGGUGAAACAUCUCAUAUUUGGCUUUCAUUGUUUCCAACUAUGAUUAUUAGUCAUGCCGAUGUUGCUGAAAAAAUAUUAUCCAGCACUGAUACAUUUUUAGAUAAAGAUUAUUUUUAUGAAAUGGUUAAACCAUGGCUGAAUGAAGGACUGUUGACCAGUGCAUCGAAUAAAUGGCGUUCACGACGAAAAUUAUUGACACCAACAUUUCAUUUUAAUAUUUUGGAACAAUUCUUACCCAUCAUGAAUGAACAGGCACAAAUUCUUUCUCGUAUAAUCAAUGAUCGUCAACUGAAAGCAGGUGGUAAUGGUUAUCUAGAUAUUGUGCCACUAAUAACAAAUGCAACGUUGGAUGUUAUCUCGGAAACUGCAAUGGGUGUGAAAAUUGGUUCACAACUCGAUAAAAAUCGUGAUUAUGUGGAUGCAGUUACAAGAGUUACAGCUACAGCUUUGAAACGAAUGUUAUUGCCAUGGUUUCAAAAUAAUUUCAUUUAUUUUAAUUUUUUGGCCGAAGGACGUAAACAUCGUCGUGAUAUUAAUCUAGUUCGUGAAUUCACAAUGAAUGUUAUUAAAAAACGUAAAAACGAAAUUGUCAACCAAAAGAAUCUUGAUUUGAAUGCGAAUGAAAAUGGUCGUCGUUUAGCAUUUAUGGAUCUAUUGAUUGAACAGCAUUUAAAUGAUCCAGAUAAAUUUACUGAAUCGGAUAUUCGUGAAGAAGUGGAUACAUUCAUGUUUGAAGGUCAUGAUACGACGGCAAUGUCAUUGAUAUGGACAUUACAUUUACUCGGUAAUCAUCCUGAUAUUCAGGAUCGUAUACAUGAAGAAAUCGACGAAAUACGGCAACAAUCUGAUGAUUAUGAUCAAACACAGAAUUGGUCUCAAAAUCAAUUAAGACAGAUGAAAUUUCUGGAGGCCUGUAUCAAAGAAUCGUUACGAAUUUAUCCAUCGGUACCGGUAAUAUUACGUUAUACACAUCAAGAUACGGAAAUAGAACCCGGUCGUAUCAUACCAAAAGGAACGUCCGUCGCUCUCGUACUUUAUAUGAUACAAAGGGAUCCAAAAUAUUUUCAACAACCAGAACGCUACAUACCGGGUCGUUUUAUCGAAGAUUCUGAACAUUAUUGUGGCCGUAUAAAUCCAUUUGCUUAUGUACCAUUUUCAGCCGGGCCACGUAAUUGUAUUGGACAGAAAUUUGCUCUACAAGAAGAGAAAAUCAUGUUGGCCACUUUAUUGUCUCGAUAUCGUGUUGAAUCUGGUGAUAAUCGUGGUAAUGUCGAUGUAAAAGCGGCAUUAAUUUUAAGGCCAAAAUCAUCAGUCAAUAUUCGUUUCAUACAACGUAUAUAAUUUUUAAUCAAACCAAAAUAAUAAAAAAAAUAAAUCCUUUUAUUCCACCAACUUCUGUUUAUCUUUGUUGUAAUAGUUUAGUUUAGGAAGUCCGGAUCUAUGACGUGUGUUGAUAAUAAAUAAAUCAAACCGCACAAAAAAAACAAUUUUGCAUGUCAAUGUCAAUCGUAUAUAUCCGAAUAAAAUACAAUUUUGACUUUUAUUAUUGUAAA
Messenger RNA from Dermatophagoides farinae (American house dust mite), 1899 nucleotides. RefSeq names its product cytochrome P450 4c3. Lineage: Eukaryota; Metazoa; Arthropoda; Arachnida; Sarcoptiformes; Pyroglyphidae. The record is from RefSeq and is a predicted model, not a curated record. Gene Ontology annotation, molecular function: iron ion binding; heme binding; oxidoreductase activity, acting on paired donors, with incorporation or reduction of molecular oxygen.